CAAAGAUAUGAGAGGCAACGUUUUGAAAGUUUAUUUCGUCAAUUCCGAAAAAGAAUGAAUCAAGCUCUGUUUAAAAAGCAAUAUACGAACUCUUAAAUAAGAUACCUGAGACAUAAAGCGAUGGGUUCUGGUGCAAAGGCAACCGCGUCACGAAAAUUCAUGCUUGUAUUUAAUAAUGCUUUUCUGGUAUUAGGGGGAGGAUGUGUUGGAUUGGCUAUAUGGGUACUUGUCGACAAGAAAUACUUGAACGCAUUGACGAAAAUUGGAGGUUUAGAUGAUUACAAUGUGAUGUCACUCUUAGAGAAAUGCGCUUAUUCCUUAAUAGUUGGUGGAGCUGUAAUUUUUGCAAUCGCCUUCCUUGGCUGCUGUGGGGUCAUGAAUGACAACAAGUUGGCUGUUUUCUUGUAUGCUGUCGUGUUAUCGCUGACAGUUAUAUGCGAGGCGACAGGCGGGGUUAUAGCCGUUAUAUUCAAGGAACAGCUGGAGGUAGAACUAAAAUCGUUUCUUAACGACACAAUUUAUGAGAAAUACGACGGAGAUCUGUUUACUGCAGAACCAUAUUCUCUCGCCUGGGACUUCGCCCACGUUACAUUUGAUUGCUGUGGAAUCUACAACUACACAGAUUUUUAUAUUGCGCAACACUGGAACAGAACAUAUACUUACCAAGAUGGAAACAGUACUGUUGCCAUGGUGGCAGACAUUCCUACAAUGUGCUGUAAAAUAAAGGACAAAGCACUUUACCCUCUAAAUGUUCUUAAUCUUGAGCUUCAAAACACGACCUGCCCUCUAUACCCGACAGCUGCAAACUCCUGGUUUUUAACGGGUUGUUACGAUUCUGUUAAAGCGUGGAUAUUACAGAAUGACAUCCUCCUCUUGUGUGUAGGGAUAGGCAUCGCAUUUAUUGAGAUAGUUGGUAUAACUGCAGCAUGCUGUGUUUUCUUUGAUAUUAAAAGAAAAAAUGAAUCAAAAGUAGGACAAGGCGAGUGACCUUGAGGCCUAGUGUUGACAUACUGUUGGAUUUCCAAGUUUUCUCGUGUGUCUAAUUGUCUAAAGCAUUAGUAUAUACAGUGCAUACCCGAGUAUAUACUAAAAUGUAUUUUAACUUCUCUUACACUUUUUAAAGAACUCGAUUCUAACUAUUUACAAAGGGUACACAGAAAAAUAUACACUUGCUCUAAAAGGUUAGUAUCCUGUCCUAUUCCGCAAAUGCGUGGUAGUAAAGCAAUUUGCAAUUUGCAGUUUGCAAUUUUAUCAAAUUCAUAUUUCAUUUUUAUUAUUUUAUGGCCUUUUGUAAUUGCGGGACAAAAUUAAAAUUGACGCAGGAUAAAUGGAUUUCCUGUUGACAAGCUUUUGGAGGGAGUGUAAAUUAUAUAAGAUUAACAAAGGGUUUGCAAAUAACAUAUAAUAAU
This is a messenger RNA of Owenia fusiformis, 1409 nucleotides long. The record is from the annotation of a GenBank genome assembly. Lineage: Eukaryota; Metazoa; Annelida; Polychaeta; Sabellida; Oweniidae.